Messenger RNA from Mya arenaria, 990 nucleotides. RefSeq names its product otolin-1-like. The record is from RefSeq and is a predicted model, not a curated record. Gene Ontology annotation, molecular function: protein binding. Bases 27 to 812 code for a protein of 261 amino acids. The transcript has 2 exons. Lineage: Eukaryota; Metazoa; Mollusca; Bivalvia; Myida; Myidae.
UGCGGUUGAUUUUCUUGAUCCUGCUAAUGGACAAGAGAGUUAGUUCAAAGGAGCCUCAGUGUUCUUCCUUUCACUACGAAGAGCAGUUGUUGUCAAAAGUGAUCCGGAUGGAAAUAGCGAUGGAACAACAACAGCAACGAGUAAAUGACGCUCUGGAAAAAGUGUCACAAACUAUUGAAAUAUUUAAAACAGACGCAAUUAAAAAAGAAAACCAAAUGUUAGACAGAAUAAGAGAUGCUCUUGAAAGUGCUGAUGCUACAAUGGUGAAUUUCUCUAAUAGGACAAUAUUACUUGAGGACAACCUAAAGAACGCGGUCGAUGACUUCGCUCAGGAUUCUAAACUGCUGAGUUCGACAUUGACUCAAAAUGUAUCUGAAGCAAUCGGAUAUUUGCAUACGUUAGAAGAGAAAGCUGGAACACCAACGAUUGCAUUUGAAGCAAAGGUCUUAAAGGAUCUGAGUGUGUCACCCAAUACAAAUCUCGUAUUCACAGAGGCCGUGUUCAACCAUGGUAACGGAUAUGACGUCAUAACUGGCGUGUUCACCUGCCCCCUCAACGGCACGUACUUGUUCACGUCACAUCUCUGUAGUUACGGUAGCAAACUCUUUGGCUUCAGCUUAGUGGUGGACGACACUGCUCAUACUAGUGGGCACGUUUAUGGGAGCAGUUCUUCCCAUUGUACGUCGUUUGAUGCUAUUGCGAUAUUGCAAGUUGCGAGCAGGGUGUGGGUUCAGACAAAUGGUCAUAGCGGUAAUUUUUAUCAAGACUCCAACAUGGUGAACACAUUUUCUGGUGUUCUUCUUCACCGUUAAACGUAUCUAUGGUGGUUUAUACUAAUUAUAAAGGUUUGAUAACACGUAUUACCGUCAUAGUAUUACGGUGAAUUUCAUAAGGAUCUGGCCGUGUUUGGUUUUGUAAAUAUACUUACAAUGGUGUCAGUGCAUGCAUUGGCUAAUCUCUGCACAAGGAAGAUUAAAGUGUAAAUGUCAU